GACCGUAACAAGCUCCAUUAUGAGGGCUCCAGCGAGGGUUUCCCCACACUGACUCUUGUGAGCUGCCUCUUGACGCAUACAUUUUUCUACGUAACUGGGCAACUUUGAGAGUAAAAGUGUCGCCAAGGUAUCCACUCCACUGCACCUCAGGCAAAGAGAAAAAAAGGCAGCCACUCCCCCGACCCUGAGGCCCGGGUCCAUGUCGAAUAUUCACCCUCGUCUUCCAUCCCAUCCAUCCUAACACCCGAGGACAAGACAACCAACCCCAGACGACUUAAUUUUUUCUCGUCUAUUUUUUCGAUCUGAUCUCUUUUCAUUUCUUCACAUCUUUCCUCCCCCUUCAUAAUUAUUCUAUCAAUCUGGUCUGCGCGUUUGUUUGACGGCGUCCUUGCUGUCAAAUGAACCUGCAAUUGAUAUUUCCUCUUUUUUUCUAAUUCUCCUCUCUUCCCCCCUGGGUGGUUUCUAAAUGCCCACAUACUCCAGCCUUUACUCGAAUUUCGUCCGUCAAGGAUCAACAUUCGCAAAGUCUAUCACAACACACGGUUACGCUCAAUCCGUUGUUGCUGCCGCUCACCCUCACGUCCUCAACUCUCAGAACCGGCCUAGCUUUGUACGACGAAAGACCAACCGACUUGGUCGCUUCUCCAACCUCCAGCUUCAUUCUGCCUUCCACACUGAGCGCACAGCAUCUUCGGGCCUCCCGUCCGUUGAGCAUCGCCCCGCCCAGAACCAUGGAGGUCUAGACGCGUACUUCGAGGCCCUACAGCACCAGCAGGCCACAGGUGAAAUCGAUUCCGAAUGGACCCAAUUCGACUUUCAAAAGAGCAUUGAAUGGAAGCCUACUCCUGCUUCCAUUCUCACCAAGGACCAGGGACUUUCCAAAGAUGUUCUUGAGGAGGCUUUGAUUGAGGAUGCUGAGGUCAAAUCGAACCUGUCGAUUGAGGAUCAGGCAGCUCUUGCGCAUAUCGAUGCUGCGCUCGAGAGGGAGAUCGAGGUACGGAGCCUACAGGAAGCAGCUGAGAAUGCUGCUUCUGAAGGACGACCCGUGUCUAGUCUUGGCUUCAAGUCACGAUCUCCAGUGAUUUCCAGGUCGCAAACUCCAGCAAGUGUCGCUCGCAGCUUCACUCCUCCUGUGGACCCCCAGUCCCUAUCUUAUGCCGACCAUCUUCACAAGCUCGCUGAGAAUGGCCGAUAUGUUGAAAUUCCCGCAGUCUUUGAGGCAAUGCUGGCGACUGGCGUGCAGCCUAUCGCGGGUGCCUACAAUGCUCUCCUCCUGUCGGCUAUCCAUAUCCCUAUGAAGAAGAUCGAGAUUGUAUCCAAGGCUCUCGACGUUUAUGCCGACAUGCUUAGAAGGAAGGUUUCGCCAGAUGCCGAGACUUUUAACAUUCUCGUUGGCCUCCUGGCAUCCCGAUGUCUCGAGGUUGCUGAGCUGAAGGCUGCCUUGGAGGCCAAGCGAGUUCGGUUUGGUGGCAUGGAUCAGGUGGGCCAAUUCAUGCUUGCGUCUCAUGAACUCGAGCAUGCCAUUCUUUGCGAGGACGACCGCCUCGAUCUUGCAAUCCAGCUGUUCGACACUUCAGUUAACACUGAUGCCGCCAACUUCACCGCCGAGACUUACCAUCAGCUUAUUACGGCCUGUGCCAAAGCUGGACGCGUCGAUGACAUGCUGCGUCUUUACGAGCACAUGGAGGGAAGCCAAAUCGUCCCUUACGCUGCUCUGUUUCCCACCAUGAUCACUGCUUUCGCCUCCUCCGGAGAUCUGGUCAGUGCUGUCGAAUGCUACAACGAAUACCGCAACCUGGCCAUUGCCCACGACGAUGGAGAGACUACUCUCAACGACCGACUCGAUGCUGAGGUUUAUGCCGCGGUCAUCAAUGCCUACGUGGUCACUGAUAAGAUUGAAGGCGCCAUGAAGUUCUUUCAGAAAAUCGUCGACCAAUACGGUAUCCGCGCUGCUGAUAUCAAGGAUGCUCUGAUCACCACUGGUUUCGUCAAGGGUUUAAUCACCCGUGGUAUCUACCAGGAGGCUUUAGAAUGGGCUCGGUCCGUCGCGGAUGAAGCUCGUGCCAAGGCCAUGAGUGAGAUUGCAACUAUUGCUGCCGACAAGGGUGAUACGGAUACCGCUGUCGCAGCCUACAGUGCCAUGCCUCCUUACGCGGAUGACUUGAUUACUCCUGCGACUGCUCUCCUCGCCAUGAAUGUCCGCCAGACCGAUGUUGUUGGUGCCUCCAAGUACUGGCAAGUCCUAUGCAAUCCCGCUGUGCAGGUGGAUCUUACUUUCAUCGAGCCUACAGCUAUGUAUGCUGUGGCCAUGAUUGGCUCUGGCCAAGUUGCCGAGGGAUUGGCACAGUCAGAGAUGAUGUUUGAGCGUAUUCGCGCCUCUGUUUCUCAGACUCAACCUCAUCUUGUCGAAGAGGUUGACGAAGGAGUCGAAUUCGUCACUCGAUUUAUGGAGACUCGUGGCAUCCCUGAUCCCCGCGAGAUCGCUUCUCAAGUUGCUAGCUUCCAGCCUAUGACCGCUUCUUCUUACCUGUCGACUCCUGUAGUUUCCACCUUCGAGGAUACCUACGACCCUUACGCCCACAACACCGACUUCAAGGGAUCCUCUCUUAUUGCAGACGAUCUUGAGGGUAACCAUGGCCGUAAGGGACCUCGUCUUAGUGAGGCACUGAACCGAUUCCGCAACAUCCGACGUGCUGGCCGACAUCCUCGUUACAUUACCUACGCCAAACUUAUCUCUGCUGCUGCUCGUGAUGGCAAGUUCGAUCUUUGCCAUGACAUUCUUAGCAUGGCUCGCACUGAUAUGCCCAUCAUGCCCCAGUAUGCUGUUGUUCGCUAUGGAUGGUCUAGUAUUCUUGACGCCAUGGUCGGCGCUUGUCUGACCGUGGGUAACCGUGGACGAGCUGAGCAAUUCCACCAGGAGUUGUUGGAAAUCGGUGCUAGCCCUUCUGCCAACACUUUCGGUCUCUACAUCACCACGCUUAAGGAUUCGACCAAGACUUUUGAUGAGGCUUCCGAGGCUGUCCGUAUCUUCCACCGGGCAAAGGCUGAGGGUGUCGAACCCAGCUCUUUCUUGUAUAACGCUCUUAUCGGUAAGCUCGGAAAGGCUCGCCGCAUCGACGACUGCCUUUUCUACUUUGCUGAGAUGAGAGCUCUUGGAAUCAAACCUACAUCGGUUACCUAUGGUACCAUUGUCAAUGCACUCUGCCGAGUCAGUGAUGAGAAGUUCGCUGAAACACUGUUCGAUGAGAUGGAGGCGAUGCCCAACUACAAGGCUCGUCCUGCUCCUUACAACAGUAUGAUGCAAUUCUUCCUGACCACAAAGCGAGAUAAGACAAAGGUCUUGGCUUACUACGAGCGCAUGAAGGCUAAGGGCAUUGCCCCUACCGCCCAUACCUAUAAGCUUCUGGUCGAUACUCACGCUACUCUUGAUCCUGUUGACAUGGAUGCUGCCGAGGAGGUUCUCGGUAUGAUCCGUGCCUCUGGUCAACGCGUUGAGCCUGUUCACUAUGCUUCUCUCAUCCACGCCAGGGGAUGUGUUCUCCACGACAUGGAAGGUGCCAUGAAGAUGUUUGAUUCUGUUGUUAAGGAGUCUCUUGUUCCUAUCAGUGCUAGCCUGUAUCAAGCUCUGUUCGAGGCUAUGGUUGCUAACCACCAGGUUGCUGCUUCUGAGCCCGUGCUUGCUCACAUGCGAAGCAAGGGUGUUGAACUAACUCCUUACAUCGCCAACACUUUGAUUCACGGCUGGGCUGCUGAGAAGAAGAUUGAGAAAGCUCAAAGUAUCUACGAUGCUGUUGGCCGAGAGAAGCGCGAACCUAGCACAUACGAGGCUAUGACCCGAGCUUAUCUGGCUGUUGAGCAGCGAGAGGAGGCCAAGGGUGUUGUCGGUGAGAUGCUCACCCGCGGUUACCCCAGUGCUGUCGUCAACAAGGUCCUGGAGCUUCUUGGCGGAGGACAUGAUGUUUCAGAGUAGACGACUUUUACGAUGUGGGAUUCGUGAUGAGAGUGUGGUAAUGUUCUUUUAAUGUUGGCGUAAUUUGUUUGAUACCCUAUUGUACUGGUUGGAAGGCGGGAUUGGGUUGGGCUGGGCUGGUUGUCUUUAUACGGGGAAGGCAUUUUGAUAAAAUGCCAUACUCGAGAGGUUUUGGAUCUUCUUGGGCCCUGGACAGGGACGGCGUUUGGGAAUCAAAAUGGGACUUACGUGGAGCGUUUGCCUCUGAAUGAUUGAGUUUAGGGGCUGAACGUUCCCUGGAUAGAUCAUCACCACUCCAAGAAAGGGAAAUCAUUAUAUUACAUUACAUUUUAGCAGCAUAGAGGGACCAAAAGAGCCAGGGAACAGGGCCAGCUGGGAGGAGAGAUGAAGGCCAAGAAGAGAAUUGGUCAAGGGAAAGCAGAGCAUGGGGUCCUGCUGCUUGUACCACCAAUACAAUACAAGAAACGAAGAAAUGGCAAUUUUGUCAUCAAACAAAGCUGUCCUUGUAGUGAUGCGAUUUGAGCUUAUGAAGUUUUGAUGGUUGUG
This is a messenger RNA of Fusarium odoratissimum NRRL 54006, 4516 nucleotides long. RefSeq lists its product as uncharacterized. Gene Ontology annotation, molecular function: protein binding. Lineage: Eukaryota; Fungi; Ascomycota; Sordariomycetes; Hypocreales; Nectriaceae. The transcript has 2 exons. The record is from RefSeq and is a predicted model, not a curated record. Bases 467 to 3970 code for a protein of 1167 amino acids.